Molecule: messenger RNA, 1315 nt
Organism: Theobroma umbraticum
Lineage: Eukaryota; Viridiplantae; Streptophyta; Magnoliopsida; Malvales; Malvaceae
Product: biotin/lipoyl attachment domain-containing protein
Source: RefSeq, a predicted model, not a curated record
GGAGAAACUGAGGACAAAGGCGGACAUUUCGAAGCUGCAAUCUCUUUCACCAACUGUUCAGCUAACCAAACCCCGCUCUCUUUUAUAUUCAUUUCAAUCUUCUCGAUUUUGCCCCCGCUUUUUCCUCUAUAUCUCCGCUCUCUCUCUCUCUCUCUCUCUCGCUCUCGUUCUCCUCAUUGUCGAUUCCAAUGGAGUCCUCCGCUGCUCUCCGAUCCUUUCACUAUUCUGUAGGUGCUGUUUCACAAGCACAUUGCUUACUGGAAAGGCCAAGUACUGUUCAUGUGUAUUCUUGCGGCUUGCCCACUUCAAGAAAAUCAUGUCUCCCAGGCUUGAUGUUUGACGGGAAGAAUAAUUCUUCUACAAAACGAAAUGUAACUCUAAUAUCAUGUGUGAAGACACCUGAAGCUUCUGUAACAGCCAAGUCAAAUGAUAGCACCGCACAAGGCUCAUUGGAGAAGAAAACUUCACGGAAUGCAACUUUUCCAAAUGGGUUUGAGGCAUUGGUACUGGAGGUAUGUGAUGAGACUGAGGUGGCUGAACUGAAAAUGAAGAUUGGAGACUUUGAAAUGCAUCUGAAACGGAAUGUUGGUGCCACAAAAGCUCCCUUGUCCAACAUUUCACCUACAACAGCCCCACCCAUUCCAACUAAACCAAUGAAUGAAUCAGCUGCUGUUGCCCCACCUCCCUCACCACCAAAACCCUCCCCAGAGAAGCCUACUCCAUUUAAAAAUGCCGCCUUUGGGAAGUCACCCAAGUUAGCUGCCUUGGAAGCUUCUGGAUCCAGUAACUAUGUUCUAGUGCCUUCUCCUAUAGUUGGCACAUUCCGAAGGGGUAGAACAGUGAAAGGAAAGAAGCAACCUCCCAUCUGUAAGGAGGGUGAUUUGAUCAAAGAAGGACAAGUGAUAGGAUUCUUGGAUCAAUUUGGUACUGAACUUCCUGUUAAGUCAGAUGUUGCUGGAGAAGUCUUAAAGCUCCUCUUUGAUGAUGGAGAUGCUGUUGGUUACGGAGACCCCCUUAUUGCAGUGUUGCCAUCAUUUCAUGGCAUCAAGUGAGCGCUCUGUUGUACCUACCGUAUUUUUGCACAGACAAAUGUCCCAAAAUACUAAGGUUUUUUAUUUUGUUUUCUCACAUCCUUUCAUUCGUUCCGUCUUUUGAUUCAUGUGCCUGAGCACAAUCACGAAAUGCAUGUGUAGCUGGUGAUCUGAACUCAAUGUUGCUAGUGAGUUGCAAUUCCCUGGGACCCACUGAAUAAUUGUUUUAAGCAUUACAGAUUGAGGAGAGGCUUAUCAUUUGUAUCAGUUAAAAUUUUUUUGUA